Dermatophagoides pteronyssinus (European house dust mite) is the source of this 3315-nucleotide messenger RNA. RefSeq lists its product as uncharacterized. The record is from RefSeq and is a predicted model, not a curated record. NCBI's taxonomy places the organism in Eukaryota, Metazoa, Arthropoda, Arachnida, Sarcoptiformes, Pyroglyphidae. Gene Ontology annotation, molecular function: protein binding.
UUAUGAUUUAAUUUUAUUUAUUCAAUUGAUUAGUUUGGUUAUGAUCAAACCAAACAAACAAAAAACGAAAACAAACUCAACGAUGUCUUAUUCGACGACGACAACGACUACAACAUUUUUGUUGGCAACAAUUUUUCUAAUCGGUUUAUUCGAAAUCAAAUCAAUACAAUCGGCAAAAUUACAGGUACCGUUUCAAGAUCUGGCAACACCUAAACCGGCAAUAUCAAGUAAAAUUUAUUAUCUAACUGAAUCAUGUUCGAUUUGUGAAAAAUUUCGUCCGGAUUUUACACGGGUAAAAAAACCACCCGGUCUUAAUGAAACUUUGGAAUCCGAACCAUCAACCGAACCGAAACCAGAUUCAGAUGAUGGUGAAACAUUAAAACGUGUACCACGUCAAACAUCAUUAGCAACAAAAUUAAAAGGUGAUGAUCCAGAUAAAGAUAUUAUUUUGUUAGAUUAUCGUAAACAAUCAUUAAAUGAUAGUGAUUUACAACUGAAUGGUACAUGGUCAUGGAAAAAAUCGUUUAAAAAAAUUCAUGCUAAAUGGAUUGAACGUAAAAAUGAUACAUCGAAAAAAAUUCAACAAGAUGUGGUGGCAAAAUUAAAAAUAGAAAAAACACCUGAAGGUGAAGAGAAAAAAAAAUUAGUUUUAGAAUUUAAGAAAAAAAUUCAAAAUCUUACAUCAUUAAAUUCAAUGAUGAUGAUCGAUGAACCAUAUAAUGCACAAGAAUUUGAAGAAGAAAUGCUUGGAGAUGAUGAAGAUAAUGGUGAUAAUGAAGAUGGUGAAAAGGAAAAAAUUCUUGUUAAACGUGAAAUUAAACAAAUAUUUUUGGAUCCAAUCAAACAACCAUCGAUUGUUAUACGUUCGAAACGAUCGACAGCAAUCGAUACAUCGAAUGAUCCAACUGGUAUGAAUACGGAUAAUCCAUUGAUUGAAAUGACAACAUUACCAACACAGAUUUUCGAUGAAAAUGAUCAACUUUUAACAAAUGAUAAUGUAACUGAAUUGAAAAAGAAUGGUACCUAUGAAAAAUGUCGACUAUUGAUACGGUUGAAAGCAAAUCCCGAAGAUAUUAUUACCGAUACAGCGGAAGAAGAAGUAAAAGAAAAAGAAUUAGAUUCGAAAGUUGUUACUGAAGAUAAAAAAGAAACAUCGCCUGAACCAAAUGUAGCAGAUUCUGUGGAAAAAGUAGACGAAAUAAAAUCAUUGGAGAAAAUUACCGAUAAUGUUGUUGUUGGGGAACAAAAAGAAAAAGAAAAACAACCAGAAAAAUUGGUUGAAACGGAAGAAAAAUCAUCGAAUGUUUUGGAAGAACCAAAAAUGAUCGAAAAAGUAGCGACAAAAAUUGAAGAAACGGUUUCAGACAUGGUUUCUCCAUCAUCACCGGCACCGGAAUCGACAUUGACAAAAGAAGAGGAAAAAUCUACAAAUACUGUUGAAGAAUUGAAACCAAUUUUAACCAUUUCUGAUGACGAAAAAUUAAUCGCAGCAGCAACAACAACAACGAAAGCGGAAACACCGAUCGAAAGCUCAUCACCAUCUUCAAAGGAAAAAGUAAAAGAAGAAGUUGAAGCACCAAAGGUCACGCCAAAAGAAGUGGAAGCACCAAAGAUCGAACCCGAAGAAGUGGAAGCACCAAUUGUUAAACCAGAAACAGUUGAAACACCAAAGGUCACACCAGAAGCAGUUGAAGCACCAAAGAUCAAACCAGAAGAAGUUGAAACACCGAAAGUCACACCAAAAGAAGUCGAAACACCAAAGAUCCAACCCGAAGAAGUUGAAACACCAAUGGUGAAACCAGAAGCAAUUGAAGCGCCAAAGGUCACACCAAAAGAAGUGGAAGCACCAAAGAUCGAACCCGAAGAAGUAAAGACACCGGAGGUGACACCAAAAGAAACAUCCACUAUAUCAACAGUAACAGUUUCAACAACUGAAAAACCGAAACCAAAACCAAAAUCAAAACCAACGAAUCUUCAACUUGGGCUUUUGAUUAAUAUUCGAAAAUUUGUUGAUGGAGUUUUUGAAUCAAUUGAAACGGAUGUAAAUCAAAGUGUCACUAAAAAACGUGAAAUCAAAAAAAUGAAUCCAUUUUGGAAAAAUGUAAAAAUUUUUACAUCCGAUCCAGAAAUGACUGAAUUCUUUUAUGAUGGUGAAAAAUUAACAUCAUUGGAUAAUGAAUUGACGAAAAAAUCAACCGACGAUGGAAAACUUCGACGAAAACGUUCGACAACGGUGAAAUCAAAUUCAUUUAUGGAUAUGAUCGAUAUGGAUGAUAUUGUACGAUUAUUAUCACCAAAUGGUACAAUCGAUUUGAAUAUUGCCGAUGAAAAAUGGAUAUUAUUGGAAAGAAAAAUUUUCUUCAACGAUGUUGAUAAUGAUAGUGAUGAAGAAUUGAUUUUGAAUCUAUAUUUUAAGCCAAAAGAAAAUGAAGAUGAAGAAAUGGUUGUUGAUGAUGGAUUGAAACGUUCGAAAAAAAUGAAAAAAGCACUUCAAUGUCCAACGGGAACAUUUGAUUGCAAUUCAGAUGGCCAUCUUUGUAUACCGAAUAGUUUAAUAUGUAACGGUGAAGAUAAUUGUGGUAAUGGUCAUGAUGAAAUGCUGAAUUGUGCACCAACAUUGAAUAUGUUCUAUGUAAAAGAUAUAACAUUAAGACGUCAUCCAAUUUCAAAUGAUGGUAAUGGUGGUUGGUUUGAUUUAGAUCCAGCAACUGAAGAAAUGUUUUGGCUGGGUACCAGAAUCCUGUUCAUUUUGUUUGCAACAAGUUUAUUCCUGUAUAUUUUAUUGCUGUUAUGUCGAAUGUGUGAUCGAUUAAGAUAUCCUGAUAAUCAAUAUGGAUCAUCAUCAGCAGCAUCAAUGUUUUUAAUACCAAAAGGAAAUUAUAUUUCAAUAUCAGGUGAUACAAUUGAACGUAAACCAUAUCAGGCAUGUCAACCGAAAAAAUCUUCAACAGGAAAAUCAAGUCGAAUGGAUAAUCAAGGAUCAAAAAUACAUGAAUAUAUUUAUGUGAAUAAUAAUUAUGGUCAACCACAAGGUUCAACAAUUGUAUCGACCGAUGUACAACCACCAACAUAUGAUAAUCGUAGCCGAAGAAGUGGACAAAGAGGUCAACAACAACAUCGUCGUCAAUCAUCCGAUAUAACAACCGAUGAUGAAUAUCCACCAUUGUAUGAAGAAACGAUUCGUAAUUAUGGAACAAAAAAAUGAUGAAAUGAAAUUCUAUUUUUGAAUUUUUUCAAAAAAUGAAAUGAAACCGGUUCAAACCAGAAUUUUUUUCUGUUUGUUAUCUGUUCAGGUCUCUUCUGUCUCUAAUCACA